Molecule: messenger RNA, 903 nt
Organism: Talaromyces marneffei
Lineage: Eukaryota; Fungi; Ascomycota; Eurotiomycetes; Eurotiales; Trichocomaceae
Exons: 2
Coding region: 1-903 (300 amino acids)
Cellular component (GO): nucleus; cytoplasm
Molecular function (GO): heat shock protein binding
Source: RefSeq, a predicted model, not a curated record
AUGUCACAAGACGAAGACCUGGUAGGCGAACCGCCCGCUUCAAUCAAUCCAUAUGAAGUCCUCGAAGUCGACGAAAAGGCAACAGCAGACGAGAUUAAGAGCGCAUAUAGGAAGAAGGCUUUGAAACAUCAUCCAGAUAAGGCUCUACCAGAUCAAAAAGAAGACGCAAAGCAAAAAUUCCAACAUGUCGCAUUCGCAUACGCCAUCCUUUCCGACGAGCGUCGCCGCCGCCGUUACGAUCUCACGGGCAACACAUCCGAAUCCCUAGACCUAGAAGACGAUGACUUUAACUGGACCGAAUUCUACCAGGAGCAGUUCUCGGGACUAGUGGACGUAUCGGCCAUUGAGAAAAUCAAAAAGGAAUAUCAAAACACGGAAGAAGAGCGGAACGAUCUUUUAGCUGCUUUUGAGCAGUUUAAAGGUGAUUUAGACAGGGUUUAUGAGGUUGUUAUGCUCAGCAGCGUGUUGGAGGAUGAUGAGCGGUUCCGAGCGAUAAUCGACAAGGCUAUUGCCGAUGGGGAAGUGAAAGGGUGGAAGAAAUAUACAGAGGAGUCCGAGAGUAAACGUCAAAAACGAUUGAAGCGCGCACAGGAAGAGGCGGCCGAAGCCGAGGAGGCGGCUAAAGAGAUUGACGAGAAGAAUAAGGCAAAGGGCAAGAAGAAGAAGAGCAAACCUAGCAAGGAAGAUGAUAAUGCCCUUGCGGCUCUGAUUCAGCAACGUCAAAAGUCUCGUGCUGCCAACUUUUUCGAUGAUCUCGAAGCCAAAUAUGCACCGAAAAGCGCGGGAAAGAGCAAAAAGCGUUCUGCGGCGGAUGAGCCGCCUGAGGAGGCAUUUGCGGCUGUUGGGGCACGGAAGAGCUCUGGGACAGGGAAAGGCAGCAGCACUAAGCGCUCCAAGGCUUGA